Messenger RNA from Dracunculus medinensis (Guinea worm), 765 nucleotides. NCBI's taxonomy places the organism in Eukaryota, Metazoa, Nematoda, Chromadorea, Rhabditida, Dracunculidae. The record is from the annotation of a GenBank genome assembly.
AUGUCAGGAGGCGGCAAGGAUCGUAUUGCUGUGUUUCCUUCACGAAUGGCUCAAACAGUAAUGAAAACACGUCUUCGCGCUGCUCAGAAAGGUCAUAGUUUAUUGAAAAAGAAAGCUGAUGCACUCAAUAUGCGCUUUCGUACAAUUUUAACUCAGAUUGUUGAGAAUAAACAGUUGAUGGGUGAGGUUUUACGGGAAGCGAGUUUUUCAUUGGCCGAGGCAAAAUUCACGGCCGGCGAUUUCUCGCAUAUGAUUAUACAAAAUGUCUCUCGUGCUCAGCAUCGAGUUCGAACAAGGAAGGAAAAUGUUGUUGGCGUAUUUCUACCUAUAUUUAGCUCAUAUGUUGAUGGUCCUGACACUUAUGAUUUAACCGGUCUUGGUAAAGGUGGCGCUAAUAUCACGAAACUUAAAAAAAAUUAUUAUAAAGCAGUUUCAUUGCUGGUCGAAUUGGCUACGCUUCAAACUUGUUUUAUCACUUUGGAUGAAGCAAUAAAAGUUACAAAUAGGCGUGUGAAUGCUAUUGAACACGUGAUUAUUCCUCGAGUAGAGAAUACACUUGCUUACAUAGUUACGGAGUUGGACGAGAUGGAAAGAGAAGAGUUUUACAGAAUGAAAAAGAUCCAAGCAAAAAAGAAAAAAGACCGAGCUGAAGCAGAAAAUAUAGCUGAACAGACACGAGCUGAGUUAAACAAAUUAGGAAUUACGCAAGCGGUUCCUAGGAAUAUCCUGGAAAAUGAUGAUGAUAUUCCUGUGCUUUUUACAUGA